AUGUCUUCCAGGGACAACCGUGAGCGCGACAGGCGUGCGCCAGCCGUUACCCCCCGUACGAAUGAGUAUUUUGUUCCAAAAGAUGGCAUUGACAGAGAGGUCAUCACCGCCGACAUCUGCCGGUAUUUAGGAAACGACGCUCUCGUACGGCCAGGCAACUACGAGGUGGGUGCUCCGCGCCAUCAUUAACUGUUGCAGAACAACAAAACUGAUCGUGUGGCAGAACCCACAAACUCGACAGAUCCAGGCUGGAUACUUUAUAAAUGCGUACCGCAACCUGACUACCGUAAUGCCACUCUUCUCACACAACAUCGAGCCAUACUGACUUAACCUCCAACCGCAGGCUAUGAUAUCGGAUCUCAAGGCAGAUUCCGAGCGAUGGGAUGCUGAGCGACGAGCUACAAGAAAUCCUAGCAACGGUAUACCUUUAGACGCGAACGGUAUGGUUCGAAAAUCUAACACGCCUGUAGUGGAAUAUCGAGCUUCCACCACGCACCAGUCUCGACAGUAUUAUGGCCCUACUGAGACUACUCCAAGCUCAUAUCAAUCCCAACAGCCCCAACCACCUCCACAGGAUAUGUACAAUUCAGGAUACCCAUCAGCGUCUGCUUAUAACCAGCCCGCUCCAGGAUAUGGCGGCCCAUCACAAGGAUAUCCAUCACAGCCCGACCAUUACUAUGUUGGAGGUAACAUGGGAGUGGCACGAGAACCGGAAAGAGGUGCACCGGUAUCUGCAGCAGGACAAACCGUUCCCCGCUCAAGUUAUCCCGCUCAACCACCCACUUCAUAUGCAGAAAGUCGCGGUAACGUUCCAUUGUAUUAUCCCGCACCUCAGCCCAGUCAGACAGUCCCAUACGGAGUACAGCAGACAGAACCCUACUAUCCUCGUGGUGCGUACAAUCAACAAUCAAUUUUCUCUAACCAUCCCUUCGUAAUUGAGAAGUCUCUAACUGUUUAGCUGUCCCGGCAACAGGCGCCUAUGGUGAACCCCAGGACGAUGGCCACGAUCGAGGUUAUCCAGAGACAACUCAGUACGCCCAGGUACCAUCAACCACUGCCACAGCCAAUCAAAGUGCCAGAAGAGGUGAACGUGAAAGAGACCAGGAACGAGAUAGACAUUCAUCCCACCGGAGUCGCCGUUAGGAUAUCCUUUCGGUUUUGACUGGACAUUUUGUGCAUUCUGCAAGCCUUUCCAUAAUGGUUGCAUUUAUCUGGCGUUUUUCUUUUUUUUUCUCUUAGGUUUACUGGCACAUCCGGAUUACCUUCCCCGGAAAUUUGCCCAGGACUCCUCCAUACUCUAUGGUUCCAGACCAUGUGAAGCCAGCACCAGUCUCUUUAUAUCAGACUCGAAGAUUUUAAAAAGCACGUGAACUAGAAUUGAAUACCCGGAGUUCUUACACCCCCAGGAUGAAUCAUUCAGAAUUCAAGCUUUUGAUCUCAUGUACUGAGUUACGGGAGCAACAAUCGAAGCUUCCGGGAUACCACAAGGCCAUGGACUUAUCUGGCAUUCUCAAAUUGCCUGUUUUUAAUGCAUUUACGAACCAGGAUUCCAGGGAGAGGAAGGACAUGUUUGAUAAUUUUCGCAGAACUACUGUUUGGUGCAUCAGUGAUAGCAUACAUACAGGCCAUUGUGGCGCUCCCGUGUUUGCUCUUUUUUAUACCCUCGGCCGGCUAGCUGCCUGGAUUCUUUGUUGCGUUAGGCCUGUACCACCCGAGUUCACAUUCUCUUUGGACAAUUUCAUAUGGUGGGUAUACUGGAAUCGAAAGAGAAUAGCUUGGGUUUGGACCAGGCAGCACGGAGAGGUGUUUGUAUAUAAUCAUCCCCAGCUAUUGGAACAUUUCAACGGAAUAUUUCCACCUCAACAGCUCGCUCCUUGUUUUCCUAUUCCCGCUGGACAUUCCAUGGAAAACUGACCUGGGAACUCUUCUUACUGAUACCACAGAUCAUGCGCUUUCGACAACCUUACCAUUGGAAGCCUAUGGAGCCCAUCGUGUACCGGCCACCCUCUGGAGAUCAUACACUUGCCUUUGGGACCACUUCGAUAGCUUAAGUGCGUCGAUUAUGAGAAGAUACGAAGAAAAGGUAAUGAACGUUUUUACUAGUCUGCCCUUGGUUACUCAGUUUUAUCGAUAGUCACUCCCGGCUCACAGCACACACUCUCCAACUAUCAGGAUUCAAAUACUCAAUCAGCGAGGUCACUGAACUAAUCUGAUAGAUAUACAACGGCAUCACGACACUAUCAAAAGGCCUUUUGAACCCAGGGAAUGAACCGACUUGGACCAAGGAUUGGAACCGGUUAGCUCAACGCGCCUUCUUGUCUCUCUCAAAGGAUCUCCACUGGUAUUCGCCUCGACGAUUCCACAUCGUGAGGCCAAACAGAGUCUUUCCGGUUUUGCGCACCUGUUUAUACCACUUUGGAUUUCAUCAUACUCCGCUCUUUGUAAUUGGACUUCCAUUCCGCUCCCACCGGAUUUUGUCUGAACUCUUUUUCUGGGCCAGAUUUGGCUUGAACCUAUAUGCCUCUGCCUUUAUAAAAAAAAAUACAGGACCUUUUUAGUUUCUUUCCAUUCUCCUAGCUGUCAUAAUUGCAGUUGUGAAAUAGAGCUUUUGAGCUGACUUUGAUUUUUUGAUUUUAGGCUGUCGAGGGAAUGUGUUGAUAUUCUUGAGCCUGGCUCUAGUGGUUGGAAAAGGAGAUGGAUGAGGAGACUGGGUGGUCGACUUUAAUCUGAAUGCGAACUUGGAGAUUGUGCGCUAUGAUGAGAUUGGAAAUGUGGAGCUGCGAGUGUGGGAUCGGUUGGGUCACAGGUGGAUUUCCGCUGUAUAUUUUGGGUCUUAUUGUACAACAAUCAGGAGGAAAACCAGAUGUUUUCGGAAUUGAAUAAUCCUUGGUUCAUA
Messenger RNA from Hymenoscyphus albidus, 2896 nucleotides. The record is from the annotation of a GenBank genome assembly. NCBI's taxonomy places the organism in Eukaryota, Fungi, Ascomycota, Leotiomycetes, Helotiales, Helotiaceae.